AUGACACGACCAACUCCUCCCACUAUUAAGGACUUUGUUAUCAUAAAGGCUAUUAGUAAAGGGGCCUAUGGAUCUGUAUUCUUAGCCAAGAAAAGAGUAACUGGUGAUUAUUAUGCGAUCAAAUUCUUGAAGAAAUCGGACAUGAUUGCUAAGAACCAAGUUACCAAUGUUAAGGCUGAACGAAUGAUCUUGAUGACCCAGACAGACAGUCCAUUUGUCACAAAACUUUAUUACACAUUUCAAUCAAAAGAUUAUUUGUAUCUUGUAUUAGAAUACUUGAAUGGUGGAGACUGUUCAGCUUUACUCAAGGCACUUGGGAGCCUGCCGGAGGAUUGGGGACGUAAUUACCUGGCCGAAGUUACUUUGGGUCUCGCUUAUCUAAAUACCAAAAAUAUUAUUCACCGUGAUCUCAAGCCGGAUAAUCUGUUGAUUGAUCAAAACGGCCACCUGAAGCUUACUGAUUUUGGAUUGUCUCAAAACAUAUCACUUGGUCCAGUGGAUUAUAACACUGAUGAAAAAUCUGGAAAGUGGCGCACCGGGGGUUUUUUUUCUAAUCUUGGCCCAUCUACCCCUGGAAUAGUGACCCCAGGAUUCUUUGAAAGACAGGAAAAUGAACGCUCAGAUGCCCGCAAGACUGCUAUUGGUACACCGGACUACAUUGCACCUGAGAGUAUCCUAGGAACAGGAGAAGAUACCAUGGUCGAUUGGUGGGCUCUUGGUGUAAUAUGCUACGAAUUCUUAUAUGGCAUUCCACCAUUUCAUGCCGAGACACCAGAUAAAGUAUUCGAGAACAUUUUGUCACGACGAAUUGAUUGGCAUGAGGAUAGUGUGGAUAUUUCGCCUGAAGCGCGCGACUUUAUGGAAAGAUUGAUGACUUUGGACCCUAGAAAGCGAUUAGGGGCAAAUGGUCCUGAAGAGGUUAAACAACACCCGUUUUUUAAAGACUUGAAUUGGGAUACACUUCUGAAAGAAUCGCCAUCUUUUAUCCCGAACCCUGAGAAUGUCGAAGAUACCAAUUACUUUGAU
This is a messenger RNA of Phycomyces blakesleeanus NRRL 1555(-), 1026 nucleotides long. RefSeq lists its product as hypothetical. Gene Ontology annotation, molecular function: ATP binding; protein serine/threonine kinase activity. NCBI's taxonomy places the organism in Eukaryota, Fungi, Mucoromycota, Mucoromycetes, Mucorales, Phycomycetaceae. The transcript has 4 exons. Gene Ontology annotation, biological process: peptidyl-serine phosphorylation; intracellular signal transduction. The record is from RefSeq and is a predicted model, not a curated record. Gene Ontology annotation, cellular component: cytoplasm; nucleus. The annotation marks the transcript as partial.